GGGGGGGGGGGGGGAGAGACCUGAAGAGGAAAAAGAAAAAGAGAGCACAGGAGAGGAGGAGGAAGAGGAGGAGAGAGGGAGGCUGACAGGCGUCACUGCUGCUUCGUGCGCAAACGAGACGAACCGAAGCGUCGACAUGAGCGGACACUUUGACGAAGACAUCCACGACCGGACCGACCGGAAGAGCUCCAAGUCCCCGACUCUGCUCUCCUCCUACUGCAUAGACAGCAUUCUGGGCCGCCGGAGCCCCUGUCGGGUCCGGAUCAUCGGAGCGCAAAGUUUGUCCGCCAGAGGAGAUCCGGACCACAACCCCGACGGCCCGAACAAAGACGCCCUGGUCCUGGCCACGGACAUGCACCUGCCCCCGAAGCUCCGCCGGCUGUACGGAGCCGGUGGGAAAUACCUCCAGAACCAGGCGGACAAACUGGACCGGGACCGGCUCCUGCUGGACCAGACCGCCGACAGCCUGAAGAUCAGCCAGGCUCCGCAGGUGAGCAUCAGCCGAAGCAAGUCGUACCGGGAGAACGCGUCCCUGAGCCGGGCGGACGGCGAGCGCAGCCCCGACCAGGGCUCCGAGGACGGCGGCCUCUUGGUGGAGCUCGGCCCGCUGAAGUUCGAGGAGGGCGCAGGGAAGGAGGAGGAGAGUUGCGGGGAGGCGGUGGCUCUGUCCCCGAAGGACGAGGAGAGCGUGACGGCCGGGGACGGAGAGGACAGCGUGUGUCUGUCGGCGGGCAGCGACUCGGAGGAGGGCAUGCUGAAGCGCAAACAGCGGAGGUAUCGAACCACGUUCACCAGCUACCAGCUGGAGGAGCUGGAGCGGGCCUUCCAGAAGACCCACUACCCGGACGUCUUCACCAGAGAAGAACUCGCAAUGCGCCUGGAUCUCACCGAGGCCCGAGUCCAAGUGUGGUUCCAAAACCGUAGGGCCAAGUGGAGGAAGCGUGAGAAGGCCGGGGUGCAGGCCCACCCGUCAGGUCUGCCGUUUCCUGGUCCUCUGGCAGCAGGUCAUCCUCUCAGCCACUACCUGGAGGGAGGGCCAUUCCCCUCCCACCCACACCCCGCCCUCGAGUCCGCCUGGACGGCAGCUGCUGCCGCAGCCGCAGCUUUUCCGGGUCUGGCCCCAUCACCCCACAACGGCUCCGCCCCACCACUGGCCACUUCCCUUGGCCUGGGCACAUUCCUGGGCACAGCUGCCAUGUUUCGACACCCGGCUUUCAUUGGACCCACUUUUGGCAGGCUCUUCUCCAGUAUGGGUCCACUGAGCAGUGCUUCCACCGCCGCGGCGCUCCUCCGUCAGCCUGCACCUCCUGUCGAGAACCCCUCCCACACGGGCCCCGUCCUUCCCGACCCAUCUUCUUCCUCCACUUCCUCGGCUGCAGCGGACCGCAGGGCCUCCAGUAUCGCCGCGCUGCGCCUUAAAGCCAAGGAACACUCGGCCCAGCUGACCCAGCUGAACAUCCUACCCACCGGAGCCGCAGGGAAGGAGGUGUGCUGAACACUCGACACCCCACAGUCCUCCCCCUGUCCUGGGCUCACGCCCCAUUCCAUGAACAUCCGUGACCCCUUUGUUCAUACCUCUGGAGGCCGGAGCAGGUAGCACAUCCUGACCCCAAACCCCGCUCGUUCCACCGCCAUCGCCAUUACCUCAUGUCUGCCCAAUGAAACAGCAUGACCAAAUUCAGCAGAGUACCGGCGAACAUC
Molecule: messenger RNA, 1701 nt
Organism: Thalassophryne amazonica
Lineage: Eukaryota; Metazoa; Chordata; Actinopteri; Batrachoidiformes; Batrachoididae
Gene: arxa
Product: aristaless related homeobox a
Exons: 5
Coding region: 137-1495 (452 amino acids)
Biological process (GO): regulation of transcription by RNA polymerase II
Molecular function (GO): RNA polymerase II transcription regulatory region sequence-specific DNA binding; DNA-binding transcription factor activity, RNA polymerase II-specific
Source: RefSeq, a predicted model, not a curated record